CGGCGGACGGAUAUUGUCGUUUAAUACUUAAUAUAUUUAGAUAUCGAAAUUACCUAGGCUUGAAUUUGCACAAACCACUGCCACAUCAGCAGCAACAUAAUUUCGAUUAAAAACCCCGCUGCGGUAACCACGGUAACUCCCGUCCAUCCAAAUCUAUCGUUUUGCUGUCUAUUCAGCACCAUUCUGCUCCUGACCUAUCUCAGUUUCAUCGCAGAAAGACACACACACAGAGAGAGAGAACUGGUGAAGAUAAGCGUGAUAUCUCCACCUAUAUAAAUAGCCUACAGCUGCAAACUUCACGUGUCAGACCCAGCGCUACUGUUCCAGCCAUUUGGAUUUUUCUACUAGAUUAUCGAAGUAUUUUUGUCUGGCAGGAUUUUUGUGCGGAAGACAGGGAGGGAUGAGGUUCUGAGUGGUGGAGUGAAUGUAGUUUGCUUUCAGUCUCUGAGAGCUCCUCCUUUGUGGUUGUGGAGGAUAGUAACAUCGCUUUUGCUCAAUGAGAGCGAGAGGGCACGAGAGAGGACUGCAUUCUUCAUUUCAUUCUAUUGCUGUACUACCGCUCCUACUCCGUAAAGAGACUAUUAUGAGGAAGCCGUUUGUUCUCCAGGCCCUGGUCCAGCAGAUGUCCGUGUUUACCCACUUACAAAUUAAGUAAACGAAAGAAAACAACAUCAUGCAUCUCCCUCAAUAGAGUAACAUGUCCAGUCCUCCAUCUGACCAUUAAACUAACACCUCAUACAGCAAUGGGUUUAAAUCUUCCAGGUUCUGACGUUCUGAAGGAGUUUUUUACGGACAUGGGGCCCCUGGACUGUAAAAGGCAUCGGCACAUCAGGAGAAAACUAAGGCCUGUGCGCAUCCUGGGGCUGGUCUUGAGUCUUCUGGCAAUAAGCGGGGCGUCGUUUUCCUUCAGUGCCUUGACAUGGACCACGCGUCACACCACAGAGCUGUUCUCCACCACGGACAGCCAGCAGUCAGGGGCUAGACCCCACAGAACUCUGUUGGGAACAGAGGACCAGCAAGAUCAGAACGUCUCCAGUGGGCUGCCAGUUGCCAUGACACAGACGGUGGAGAACAAUAAAACCGAACCUGUCCACCAGGGAGACUACCCAGAAGACCUGUUCAGCCUGGAAGAAAGGAAAAGGGGGGCUGUUGUCUUGCACAUGUUUGGGAUGCUGUAUAUGUUCAUCGCCUUAGCCAUUGUAUGUGAUGAGUUCUUUGUACCCUCACUGACUGUCAUCACCGAGAAACUCGCCAUCUCCGAUGAUGUGGCAGGUGCGACGUUCAUGGCCGCGGGUGGAUCAGCUCCAGAACUCUUCACUUCUAUAAUAGGAGUUUUCAUCUCUCACAGCAAUGUAGGCAUUGGAACCAUAGUAGGCUCAGCAGUGUUUAACAUCCUUUUCGUCAUUGGGAUGUGUGCAUUAUUCUCCAAAGAGAUUUUGAACCUCACCUGGUGGCCACUCUUCAGAGACGUGUCCUUCUACAUUAUUGACUUGAUUAUGCUGAUUGUGUUCUUCUUGGAUAACUACAUCCACUAUUGGGAAAGUAUGUUCCUCCUGGCAGCUUACUCAACCUACGUUGUCUUUAUGAAGUACAACUCGAAUGUAGAAGGGGUUGUGAAAAAUAUUAUAAACAGGAAUAAAGUUAUGGAGGUGGCUGACGUCCAAGCAAAGCCAAGUACUGAUCCACCUGGAGAUGAAAACAAGUUGACGCUCAAGCCUCGUCUCCAGCGAGGAGGAAGCUCAGCGUCGCUGCACAACAGCCUGAUGAGGAACAGCAUUUUCCAGCUGAUGAUUCACACUCUGGAUCCGCUCGCUGAGGAGUUUGCCGAUUCUGAACUUGGGACAUAUGGAAAGCUAAAAUAUUAUCACACAAUGACUGAAGAAGGAAAAUUUCGGGAAAAGGCAUCCAUUCUUCAUAAGAUUGCCAAAAAGAAAUGCCAAGUAGAAGAUGGUGAGAAAGUCAAUGGUGUUGCAAAUCGUGCUGAUAAAGUAGAUCUUCCCAACAGCACCAAUGUAGAAGUGGAGGUUACACCUCCCAUGCAGAAUGGAAAUGUGUUACAUGGGAUCGAGGCUGAAGGCCAGGGUGGUGAUGAUGGCGAAGAUGAUGAAGAUCAGCCCCUUAGCCUGUCCUGGCCAGAAACCAAUCGCAAGCGUGUCACAUAUCUCUUAAUUCUGCCCAUUGUCUUCCCACUCUGGCUUACUCUUCCUGAUGUCCGCAAACUGACUUCAAAGAGGUUCUUUCCCAUUACGUUCUUUGGCUCCAUCUGCUGGAUUGCAGGAUUUUCCUAUCUCAUGGUGUGGUGGGCUCAUCAGGUUGGAGAGACCAUAGGGAUUACAGAAGAGAUUAUGGGAUUGACAAUAUUAGCAGCUGGUACCUCAAUUCCUGACCUAAUCACAAGUGUCAUUGUGGCACGCAAGGGGCUUGGCGAUAUGGCCGUGUCCAGCUCUGUGGGCAGUAAUAUUUUUGACAUCACUGUUGGACUUCCUCUGCCAUGGCUCUUAUACUCCUUUAUCAACAACAUGGCCCCCGUGGCAGUCAGCAGCAAUGGGCUCUUCUGUGCCAUCGUGCUGCUCUUCCUCAUGCUGCUGUUUGUCAUUGGUUCCAUCGCUGCGUGCAAGUGGAAGAUGAGCAAGCUCCUGGGUUUAAUCAUGUUCCUGCUCUACUUUGUGUUCCUAGUGGUCAGCGUAAUGCUGGAGGACAAAAUCCUUGUGUGCCCAAUCUCCAUCUGAGCUGCCCCGCACUUUCCAUAGAGUAUUUUUCAUUUCAUAAAGGAAAGAAGGAAGCAGGAGUUUGGGAAGGAAGAGGGGGCUGGAUUUAGUGGCUGAACCAAAAGCACGGACCGGACUCUCCUGACUUUUUGACAUGAACAACACAAGACUUGGCCUAAGGUCCCUAUCCUCCUGAUAGGUGGGUUAGUUAUGUCUGAAAUACAAAAUUAUAUUGAACAAAAUGAAUGACAGAAGAAGAGAAAAAAUAACCGAAUAGCACUGAAUUGUUGCUGUGGUGGAUUCAAAGAGAAGAUCUUCUCAGCAAUUCUGAGGGCAGAACAAAGACUACCACAAACGUUCAGAGGCUUGAACUUUGUCUUUUAAAUUCAAAUUAAUGGUUGGAUGAACAUGCAUUUAGCAUACACUGUGAAUAUGCAUGUGCUGAAGGCAAGGCAUCAGAAAACCGUGAAAAGUGAACAUCUGGUGCUAUUCUGAAAGGCAAAAUCCUUUGUCUGGAAAAUGUGUGACUGCUACUGUUCAUCUGAACUAUUCUACAGACACUUAAGUGAAAAAUCACUGCAGAAGAGAAGCUUGGAUAAAUGCAUAAGAUGGGGGCUAUAACAAAUACACGUUCUAGAUAAUGUUCCAGCCCAUGGCGAAAGCUAAGCUAAUCAUCCCUUUGAACUGUUUAUUGUGACACAAGACAAAGUGUUACACACGCAGCUGUAGAAGUAGCUAGCUCCAAACUGUCAUCAGCUGUUCUAGCGGGCACAGACGGUUCUGAAGUGUUUGAAACUAAAAACUUCCUUUUCUUGCUCAUAAAUUCAGUGAACAAAUACUAAAUUUGUCAUCUUAAGUGGAUGUCAGAUCUACCUAGGGUAAUGCAUAUGGUGGUUGUUUGUGUAUGUGAAGGGGGUUCUGAUUGAGUCAGGUAGGAGGCAGUAAAAUUCAUCAUGUAUAAUGUGAAGCCUGCCAUCAAAACUGAUUAUGUUCUUCUAAAGUCAAUUCCUAUAUAACAAACUAAGUUUCCUUAAAGGGUUUAUUCAUUAAUUGUGGUGAUCAAGUACUCCUUCUUGUUGAGUGUUAUAUCUGUAACAUUUAUAAAACAUUUAAUUUAGUUCAUCUUUUCACACUGCUAAUGGACAACAAGAGGUCAUCUGUAAUAAAAACUGCAGUAAUUCAUUGCUUUUGGAGGAUGCAACCAUAUAUAAAAGUUAAAAAAAAUGUUUAGAUAUAACUAACAUUUCCUACAUUUCUCUUUCAAAAAAGCAUGUGUAAAAAUUAAAUUAAUUGCAUCUUAUACUACAAAGGUGGGUCUGUAUAUAUAGCUUCAGCUUAAAGUAUUAGGCAGCCUUUCAUACUUCAGUGCAAGGUACUAUUCUGGAUAGCUUUUAAGGAAAUAUUGUAUUGAAAGCAAAAUCAAGAUUUACUACUUUUUCAGACUUUCAUUCCUGGAUCAAAAGUUCAACCGAGAACAAAAGAAUGUUUUUUGCUAAAAUACUAGCGUGUGAUACACUUUUUGUUUUAAGUGUACAUUAUCCUGUUGAAACCAAGCUUCAGAAUGAUUUAAAUUAGAGGUAAUUCCUCAGUGGAGAGCUUUCAGAUGUUUUUUUUCCAGUUUGUGUAGAUAUAAAACUCACUCUAACCUUAAAAAAGCAGUUUGUCAGCCCCUGUUGAUGACACAUACUCCAACACCUUAAAGCAUACAUUGCCAAAUUGGGGAUUUUCAAAUAAAUACUAAAUACUUCAACCAAACAAAUGCAAAAUACUUCAAUGUUAAGACAGAAUUGAUCAGGACAAAAAAAAUAUGAAUAAGUAAUAGUCUCUUAAACGUUUAUGGAGUAUAUUAAUUUAAUCUCAUCUCAGCAUAUUAGCUCAGUACUCAGUCUAGAUUUUCCAUUCUUUUUCUAGUGCUAAUCUGUUUUUGUGGGUUUGACGUUAGACCUUUUUUACUUUAAAUCCCUUAAGUCCACCUUCAUUUAGUCUUUUUCUUCAGGUUUAAUCUAACGUAUUCCGUGAACUUCUGUUGAGAGUAUGCAGAUAUUUUUAUGCAGAUUGUUACCACAGACAUUUUAAAUGGCCAUCUAAAAUUAUGUCAUCUAUUUUGCCCACUUCAGUGGGAUUAGGCCUGUAUAAAACAAUUUAGGGCAGCAUGGUCCAAGCACAACAAAGAAAUUAGGGCUCCUGUAACUAAUUCUCCUGUUACUAAGUCUAAGCAGAAAUAACAGGAGAUCAAUUUCCUGAAAAAAACUAAAGCUAGGUUUUGUUUUCAAGUAGAUUAUCCAAAAUAAUGCAUCCAAUUGUAUUCAAUCUGAAACUUUUGACUAAAUGUAAAUCAAUGUUUAUGAUUCAAACAGAUACAUGCAAUCCAUUUAUAUUUAUAUACACAAUCAACAAUAUUUCUUUUUCACAGGAUAAUACAAAUCUUAAUGGUUAGAAUUAAAUGUAUAUAAAUUACAAAUGUAUUUAUUUGAUCAAUGUACUUUACCAAUUCUGUACAUUGUUAUAUGCUUAUGAUUUUUAUUCAUAAUCAUAUAUCAAUUUCCAGAAUUGGUAAAGUACAUAUUUAUUGCCUUCUUUCCUACAAAUGAAUAUUGUCAUUAGUAAUUGGUUCAACUGACCAAUCAGAAACCUUGGUUUGUUUGUGACUCACUAAGCCAAUGCAGAAUUCAGAUUCCAUAGUCAAACCAUACAGUACAUGUUUGAAUAGGGGAAGUUUUUAUUUUUAAAACUUACAUUUUUGUUUUUUUAUGCCGAAACGACAAUACUUGGAUAACAUCUAAUAGCUUGUGUCUGUAACAUUUUUUGUGAAACCUAAUCCAUUUUAGUAUUGUUUAUUUUUUUUAUUUUUGUUUUUACAUUACUCUGAGUUUCAAAGUGACAUCAUGGUGACAUACUUUACAACGUCUAAGCAGCUUUGUGCAAAUAUAUAACAACAAAAUGCAAAUAUUUGAAAGCUACACUAAGAAUUCAUCUAAUUGCCUGCAUUAACAAUGCUCUGGAUACUCAAUUACAAAAUAAAUUAAGGUUUUAGAGUACACAUAUAUUGCAAUUUUCUGAUUGAUUUUGUAAAUAGUAGUGUAUAAAUAUUACAUUUUAAACAUUUGAAAGCUUCUAAGAAUACCAAACCACAGGUGGUUCUUUGUUGAAGUUUUUUUUUAACAUUUUAAAUUGAAACGGAAAAUCUGUUUGGAGAUAUUUGAUUGGUACAGAAUAUUCUUUCUUUCACUCAUGUUAUUGAAAGCAUAGAUAUUAUUCUUUUUAUCAUGAUAUUGCAGUCAUUUGCAAUCCACCAACAUAAAUACACUGAAGUUUUUUGUAACGUCAUAUAAUCUGAAAUGAUAACAUCAUAAUUUAAUCAUAGAUGUUUCAUUGCCAACGUCAAUGUUUAAGUUGCUUUCCCAAAAGUAGAUUACGACAGUAUAAUGAGUUGCUCUGUUAAUGUGAGCAGAUGUAAGAAAAAUAAAGUUUUUUCUGUCAUCAAGAGCAUGCGUCACUUUAGGAAGUCAAGAAUAUAGUGUUUGUUGCAAGACUAUUAACCUUUAGUAUUGUACAAGUUGCUUCAUAGUGUAUUUUAAGUAAAAAAAAUGUACAGCUAACACUCCAGUGGUAAAAUAGAUUAGUAUAUUGCCUCUGGACUCACAUCAAUAAGAUAGGAUAAAUAGACCUCACAGCUGAAUACCUAUAUAAUAUUCAUUGUUUAGUUAUAGAAUCUAGUCUAUGUCACACGAGUGACGCAAACUAAUGUUAUUCACAGAUUUGCACAGCUGAUGUGUAUUAAAAGUGUAUUAUUCCUUCCUUAUCUAAUACGUGUGUAUUUACAGCAUUGAAAUUUGCAGGUCAUUUAGAGGCCAUCAUGGACAUUUGUAAUUAAUGCAUCAAGAGGACUCAGUAGUGGGCUUUGUUUCUGAAUUAAAAGUGCACAUUAAGCGAGUUGGUUUUCACCCUCGAUAACUAACAUGUAAGAAGAGAAUAAAAUUCACAGAAGCAUGGAUAUAUAUACAAUAUAACGUGGAUGUUGAAUUAAUACAUUACAACUGUGAAAUACUUAGCACCAUGUUACUUUGUACAUAGGCUAUUGAAAUUACAUGGGAUGAUACAUGUUUUUCCUAAAACAUGAUCUUGCACUGUUAUUGUGUAUGUGUAAGAUUUCUUUUCAAUGACAUAUAUAUAAUAUAUAUAACCAUAUAAUAUAUACUCUUGUUUACUUGAAUCUAUUAAAUGGUAUUUAUGUAAAGAUGCAUAAAAUAUGUAUUAAGAUAUUAUGGAAAUAAAGUAC
This is a messenger RNA of Lepisosteus oculatus (spotted gar), 6987 nucleotides long. Its product is annotated as sodium/potassium/calcium exchanger 2. The record is from RefSeq and is a predicted model, not a curated record. Gene Ontology annotation, cellular component: plasma membrane. Gene Ontology annotation, molecular function: calcium channel activity; calcium, potassium:sodium antiporter activity. Gene Ontology annotation, biological process: intracellular calcium ion homeostasis; calcium ion transmembrane transport. NCBI's taxonomy places the organism in Eukaryota, Metazoa, Chordata, Actinopteri, Semionotiformes, Lepisosteidae.